Messenger RNA from Penaeus indicus, 4539 nucleotides. RefSeq names its product SWI/SNF-related matrix-associated actin-dependent regulator of chromatin subfamily A containing DEAD/H box 1-like (gene Etl1). Gene Ontology annotation, molecular function: DNA binding; chromatin binding; ATP-dependent chromatin remodeler activity. The transcript is spliced from 13 exons. Gene Ontology annotation, cellular component: nucleus. NCBI's taxonomy places the organism in Eukaryota, Metazoa, Arthropoda, Malacostraca, Decapoda, Penaeidae. Bases 2 to 1717 code for a protein of 571 amino acids. The record is from RefSeq and is a predicted model, not a curated record.
GAUGAAGAGCUAUCAGCUUAUUGGAUUAAAUUGGCUAGUCCUUAUGCACCAGCAAGGCCUGAAUGGUGUUCUUGCGGAUGAAAUGGGCCUCGGGAAGACUGUUCAGGCCAUCUCCUUCCUGGCGUACAUUAAGGAAGUGGAGGAACCUGAUGAAAUAAGUCUGAUUGUGGUCCCUUCUUCUACGCUUGAUAACUGGGCACGAGAACUGGAAUUUUGGUGCCCUGCUCUCUCCGUUCUCCAAUACCACGGAACCCAAGAUGAAAGGAGAGGCAUUCGCAUUGACAUCAUGAAUGACAAUCUUGAAGAGACACCUGACGUUAUCCUGACCACAUACACUAUGGUGACAACGAGCACAGAAGACCGAGCCUUGUUCAAGAAGCUAAGAUUCCAUACUAUAGUUUUAGAUGAAGCCCACAUGCUGAAAAACAUGGCUUCACAGCGCUAUGAAAAUCUCAUGAAAAUUAAGGGUCAGCGUCGUGUACUGCUUACUGGUACUCCUCUACAAAACAAUCUCGUAGAACUAAUGUCCAUUCUCAUAUUUGUCAUGCCACAGCUGUUCGAUAGCAAGAAGGAAGAGCUGAAGAGAGUGUUUUCAAUGUUUCCUAAAUCAGAUGAUAGCGGCAGCAAGGGGAAGUUUGAGCGCGAGAGGAUAGAACAAGCCAAAAGAAUCAUGAAACCUUUCUUCUUGCGGAGAUUAAAGUGCGAUGUACUUAAGGACCUACCAAAGAAGACAGAUGAGGUCAGAUAUGCCCCCAUGUCUAAACGGCAACAGAAAAUAUACACUGAAACUGUAGAAGCAUUCAGUAGAAAAGCAAGACAGAAUCAGAUUGAGAUUGAACAGAUGAACAUGAAGAACCUGACAGAAUUGGAGGAGCUGGAGGCCAUAGGGAAGUCCCCGACAAAGAGCUCGGAUGUGGAUAGCAGCUCCAACAUGGUGAUGACCCUCAGGAAAAUCGCAAACCAUCCACUACUUACUAGAAAGUACUAUGAUGAUAGCAAGCUAAGAGAAAUAUCCAAGGUCCUAAAGAAGACAUCGCACCGGGAGUCCGUGUUAGAGUAUAUUGUCGAAGAUUUCUCUGUCAUGUCUGACUUCGAGAUCCACUCAACGUGUCUCAUGUACCCCGCUGUCAGGAAAUACCAGAUGUCUGAUGAACUCAUCCUCAGUUCGGGCAAGUUUGAGCAGUUGGACGAGAUUCUUCCUAAGCUGAAGGAGGAAGGAUCUAGAGUGUUGAUAUUUUCCCAGUUUGUGAUGAUGUUGGACAUCAUUGAAAAAUAUGUCAAGAUAACCCCUACAAUGACAAGCAGGCUGAGGACCGUUGCCACAGGACAAGAACUGAUUGAUGAGUUUACGGAGAAUGAAGACAUCUUCAUCUUUCUGCUCUCAACCCGUGCUGGUGGCCUGGGCAUCAACCUCACUGCAGCCAAUACCGUGAUUCUCCAUGACAUAGACUUCAACCCCUACAAUGACAAGCAGGCUGAGGACCGUUGCCACAGGGUUGGCCAGACUAAGCCUGUACAGAUCGUACGCUUGCUUAGUAAGGGCUCCAUUGAAGAGGGCAUGUUGCAGAUUGCACAGGCUAAGCUCCAGUUGGAACGUGAUGUUACUGGCAUUGGAGAUGAGCAACACAAAAAAGGCGACGUGGUGGCGUUGCUGAAAGCUGCCUUAGGCCUAGCCAAAGCUGAAGCACAAAGCUCUUCAUCGUCGAGUGGCUCUUAGGUCUAGAAAAACACGUCGUUGGGACCAGGUGUUCUCAGGUCUCGCUUGAUGGCUGCUUCACGUUUGUCGAGUUCUGUCUGGAGGGACGAGAGAUGCUUGUUAGCUUGCCUGCAUGUCGUCUUCUGGUUCAUCUGUCUAUGAUUGCAGGGCGAAGCUUCAGAUUUUGCCCACAUUCACACCACCAACUUUCUUUCUCGGUUUAUUAUUCUUUCAUCUAUUUAUUUUUAUAUGCAGUGUUUCUGUUUGGGAGAAGGAAGGUCCUUUUUAUAUUUAAGAGAAUUUUGUAAUCAAAACUUGUGUAUUCCAUUGGAUAUAGUAAGGUAAUGAGUAUAGGAAAGGAUAUGUGCAUUUGGUUUGUGUGUUACUUUUGUUCUGUUUUCUCGUGUACCUUUCUACUCUUUUCAAACCUAAUUCAACUCUUCAUCUUCUUCCUCCUCCUCUUUCCACCACCUCCACCUCCACUUCACCUCCACCUCCACCUCCCUCUUCCUCUUCCUCUUCUUCUCCUUUUCUUUCUCUUUCUUCUCCCUCUUCACCACCACCACCUUCUCCUUCUUCUCCUUCUUAUUCUUCUCCUUUUCAUGUUCAUUCUUCCACUCCCAUUUUCCUUUUUUUUUUUUUUUUUUCUUGUCACUUUUCCAAAUCAGAAUUUCUUGAAUGCCCUAGAGAAAAAUUUAGCUUCAAAAUAAAUUCUCGAUCUUCCGUUCUAGGGGUCUCAUGAAACGCAGCUCUGCUCAGGUGAACUCUUGUCUGGUGAGGCUUCUUUUCUGAUAAGAGUCCUGCCAUUUGAAUCUAUAUAUUUAAAUCAUGAAUGAAUGUUUUCUUUUUCUCUCUCUCUCUCUCUCCUCUUUUUAUAUAUGUAUUUGUAUCCUCUCCAUUUUAUAAUGACUCUAAGAUUUUGUCUUUAUUUUUAUACAUCAUAGAUACAAUAAGGAUCAGAUCAAACUAUGGUACUCUAUUGUUUCGCAAAUGGCGAGUGCUAGGCUUCAUUUCCGAAAAUUUUUCCUUUUUUUUUUUUUUUCUUCUUCUUCUUCUGUCUUCGUCUUCGUCUUCGUCUUCGUCUUUGUCUUCGUCUUCGUCUUUGUUAUCUUCUUCUUCUUCUUCUUCUUCUUCUUCUUCAUUGAUGAUUAUUGCAUAUGUUGCUUCUUAUGUAUCCUACUUAGGAUGAUAAUGUAAAAAAUACUUUAAGCUGGAUAUUUAGAUAUGUUUUGAUCUCAGCAUUUAUGAUCAUGUGUUGGUUUGUGUUUUGGUUACUCACGGACUUUGUAAUGAUAAUUCACGUUAUUAAAGGAAAUGUCAGUCUUACAUUUGUUGCUGUUGUUGUUAUUGUUAUUGUUAUUAUUCUGAUUAUUCUGAUUAUUAUUUUGAUUAUUAUUAUUAUUAUUAUUAUUAUUAUUAUUAUUAUUAUUGUUAUUAUUAUAGUUAUUAUCAUUAUUAUUAUUAUUAUUAUUAUUAUUAUUAUUAUUAUUAUUAUUAUUAUUAUUAUUAUUAUUAUUAUUAUUAUUAUUAUUAUUAUUAUUAUUAUUAUUAAUAUUAUUAUUAUUAUUGCUAUUGCUGUUGUUAUUAUUAUUGUUAUUGAUAAUAUUGCCAUUACUGUUAUCAUCAUUAUUAAAAUAAUGAUAAUUAUAAUGAUAAUGAUGAUAAUCAUGAUGAGGAUAAUAGCAAUAGUAAUGAUAAUGAUUUGUGAGUUUUUUCUUUGAAUCUCUCUAUUUUUUAUAUCUUUCUUUGUUUCCAUCCCUAUCUUCAUUUAUGUCUCUAUUCCUAUUUUUACAUCUAACUCUCCUUUCUCAAUUGUAUUUUUAAUAUUUUGAAAGUUUGAUAACUGGAUGUUUAUCUAGUUGGAUGUGCAUUGGUUUGAUGAAAUUCAUUGGUAAGGAGCGUGCACUGCCAACAUCAUUUUGCAUUUUCAUUCUUUUUUUUUUUUUUUCUCUCUUCUCCCUGUGUCUCAGGCUGAUGAAGAGUCUUUCGAGCUGUUAAAACUGCAUAGACCAAUCACUUUGUGCCCACUUGGGAGAAAGUUGACCAGAUUCAUGCUUUAAGAACAACCUGUUGAACCUCGACGAGAUGGUGUUGGAAAGUGCCGUCUCCCUUUCCUUUAUCUUUUAAAAUUAGAAACCUUAUUUUGAUUGUAUGGAAUUAGCCCUACUUCUGUGUGUGCACCUGUGUAGGAUUCAGGAAUAUAUAUGUAUAUAUCUAUAGUGUACGGACUCCCCCUUCUUUGAGGUUCGUACAUUUGUUAAGUUCCAGUAUUUAGACAUAGAUUUUUUUUUUUCUCUGAGAUGAACUCAGCAGGGACAGCAAAAAAGCAACAAGUGACAAGUGAAGGCCAUUUGACCCGAGGCAUGGAGUACAAAUCCUUAACCAGUGUGAUAAUUAUAGGCUAUAAGAUGCUGGGCUGUCCAACGUCAGCAACAUCUCGGCGACUGGCAGAAUUGCUGUAUUAUAUUUUUAAAAGAAAAAACGUACCACGGUUUCCAUUUUUUAGAGAAGAUUUAAGAUGGACACAUUUUAUAUACUCUAUGGGACAGAUGUUUCUGUGGGCAUUAUUUUCUUUUUGGAAGUUAGAAAAUAGUAGUAAAUGAUUAUUUUAUUAAUCUGUUGUUGCUUUCUAUUCUGAGGAUUUGAAAUACUUAAUUUGGCAGUACCGGUUAUUGUCUGUGAUCACCACGAUUUAUGAUCAUUAAUGAGUUUUUUUUUUAUUUAAAUCUUUAUAGUUUUCGUCGUAAUCUCACCCAAAGAAUUAGCGAAGGUACCUUUUGUUAUAGUACACAUUCUGUAAAGCAUUACAGUGCUUCAUAAAUUAUGAUAAAAGCUCUGUGGAA